CGCCCACACAUGGCAAUGUUUCACAGCGGUGAAUGGCUGUGGAACGAUUCUGAGGGAUCUUUCAACACAGGGAUAAAUUCCAGCCUGGCUUCAGACCUCCACAAGGGCCUGCUGAACUAUUAUGCCAUGCUUUAUUCUCUGCUCAUCCUGGCCAUUGUAUUCGGCAAUGUUCUUGUGUGCCUGGCAGUGGUCCGAGAGAGGUCUCUCCAGACCACCACUAAUUACCUUGUCGUGAGUCUGGCAGUGUCUGAUCUGCUUGUGGCGUCUCUUGUCAUGCCUUGGGCUGUUUACUUGGAGGUGGUUGGGGGCGCCUGGCUCUUCAGCCGUCUGUACUGCAACAUCUUUGUGACUCUAGAUGUGAUGAUGUGUACUGCGAGCAUCCUCAAUCUGUGUGCCAUCAGCAUCGACAGGUACACAGCCGUGGUGAUGCCUGUAUUGUACAACACCACUCAGAGCUCUCGUAAAAGAGUGUCGGUUAUGAUUGCCACUGUAUGGAUACUGGCCUUUGCGGUCUCCUGCCCCCUAUUGUUUGGUUUCAAUACCACAGAUGAUCCGUUGGUGUGUUCCAUUUCAAACCCGGAUUUUGUCAUCUACUCGUCAGUGGUGUCGUUCUACCUGCCCUUCAUGGUGACGCUGCUGGUCUACAUCCGCAUCUACAUCUUCCUCAGACGGAGGAGGAAGAGGAUAAUGUUCCGCCAGGCCAGUGGCCAGAUACAGCCAGGGCCUGCACCACCACCUACAGAGACUUGUUUGCAGGAGGAGACUCAUAAAGAGAGACACGAUCUGUCUCCCAUCCAGCUCAAUGUGGUAAAUAUGUGCAUAACUGAGAGCACAGAGAGGGUGAUUCGUCCCAAGCUUCUACCUGCCUGCCUGCGUCGAAAACGCCCUCGGACCAUGCCUGCCGAGAACUCCCUGCUGCCCCCAGUGGACAUGCAGAACUACUGUAGCAUAAGCCAGGCCUCCUUUGUCCGCACCGAACAGGAACCCAACCGGGAGGAAGAAGAGGGACAGGAGGAAGGCCAGGUGACCCUGAGGAGUUGUGAAGUGAAGGAGCUGUCUAAUGGACGCACGCACACCACUCUCCAGCAAGCCCCUCGAGGGCCUCAGCGGGUCACCCCAGCACGUCACAGGAGCAUGCACUCCAGGGAGAAGAAAGCUACACAAAUGCUGGCUAUUGUACUGGGGGUCUUUCUCAUCUGCUGGCUACCCUUCUUCGUGACUCACAUCUUGAACACUCACUGCAGAAAAUGUCACAUACCCGCUGAGCUCUACAGCGCCUUCACCUGGCUGGGCUACGUCAACAGCGCCCUGAACCCCAUCAUUUACACCACCUUCAACAUUGAGUUUCGCCGCGCCUUCAUCAGGAUCCUUACAUGUUGA
Electrophorus electricus (electric eel) is the source of this 1380-nucleotide messenger RNA. NCBI's taxonomy places the organism in Eukaryota, Metazoa, Chordata, Actinopteri, Gymnotiformes, Gymnotidae. The record is from RefSeq and is a predicted model, not a curated record.